This is a messenger RNA of Scutellospora calospora, 240 nucleotides long. Lineage: Eukaryota; Fungi; Glomeromycota; Glomeromycetes; Diversisporales; Gigasporaceae. The record is from the annotation of a GenBank genome assembly.
AUGCCUUCUCUACACUCAACCGAACCUCACAAAACCUCUACCAAUGAGGUAAAUGAAAUGGAGUACGAUGUUCUUGUUCCAUCUUCUCCAACUGGUGAAGUAGAGUACGAAGUCCUUGUUCCACCUUCUCCAACCGGAACAGCUGCUCAACAGCAGACCGCUGAUCUUCCUUUACUUGUAAGGGAAUGUCCAUUGCCGUCUCCAUCGUACGAUUCUGAUGGAUCCAAUUACUCAAAUUAA